GCGGGGGGAAGCGGCAACUUUUUUCGGCGGCAAAAAACUGGGGGGAAGCCUAGAACGCGGCCGGUCACCACGACGACGGGGCUCCUUGGUAGCCGUGUAAAAAGUCACGUGAUGUGCAAAUUUCGGCGGGAAUUCGUUGAUCGUUCGAAUGUUGGCUGCCAUCUUGAAUUAUAAUAAGGGCGAAAAAGGCAAUUUUAUGGUUGUUUUUGCAGUUUAUUUUGGCCUGAAACAGAAAGAGCAUAGUUUGUAGCACCCUACGACCAACACCAUGUUUUACCAUCAAUUUAUCUUGGCUAAAAAAGCCCCAUUGGCCAGGGUGUGGCUGGCUGCCCACUGGGAGCGUAAACUCAGCAAGGCGCUUGUCUCUGAGACAGAUCUCCCCUCAUCAGUUGAGAGCAUUAUCUCACCCAAAGUCAAGCUUGCCCUGAGAACAUCAGGACACCUCCUUCUCGGAGUUGUAAGGAUAUAUUCCAGGAAAACUAAGUAUCUUCUGGCAGAUUGCACAGAGGCUUUUGUAAAAAUCAAAAUGGCUUUUCGACCUGGAGUGGUUGAUCUACCUGAAGAGGGACGAGAACUUGCAUUUGCUGCUGUCACUAUGCCAGAAGUCUUCACAGACCUUGAUAUGACAUUACCUGAACUAAAUGAGGUUGAAAUUCAUGCACAGUUCACUCUAAACCAGGGCCGAAUUGAGGAAAUCACCAUGAAGGAAGACAUUAUCACAAACAACUUCAUUGGCGAUGAUGGUUUUGGAGACAUCCUGUUUGAAGGGGAAUUAGAACCAGAAAUGUUUAGGCAUGAGCCCUCUGUGGAAGAACCACUUAACCAGUCAAAUGAUGUUUCCAAAUUAAGCUUAAUUGAAGGUGGAGAACCAAAGGGAAUCAGUGAUUCAACUUUGGAAAGAACCAGACUAGACAUAGCCCUUGAUGAACCACUCAGAGAUGAUGGAUUCGGUGGGGAGGGUGUGGAUUUCCUCGCUGAUGGGUUUGGAGAUGAACUUGGUGGUGGUGGCGGCGAUGCACUGGUACCUGGUUUUGAUGACUUGCCAACUGCUGUUGCUGCGGCAGAUGUUACCCUAGAGCCAGUAGAUACUAACUUGGAUGAACACAAGGAAAGUCCAGUUGUUGAACCUGCACAAGAUGAGGCUGUUAACGAGACUGCGAAAGAAACAACCCUGUUACACAAUGAAGCAGAGGCUUUUGUUCUUGAGCCUGUGGAAGUUGUUCAAAGAGAAAAGCGUAGCCGCAGAAAGAGGAAACUCAUCGUUGAUGAUGAAAAAAUUUUAGCCACCGAAACCAUCAAGUCUCAACUUGCUGACACAACUGAUAUUGUCAAACCUGCUACACUUGCUCCUCCUACGAAGUGCAGGAUGAAACUCAAAAUUUCAUCAACAGCAGAAAAGCUUUUUGCUCUACCAGGCACAGAGUUCUUUGCGUCGCCAGUUGUGGAUUCUUUUGUUCAAAAUCUUACAAAGGAAGUUAAUGGUGAGUCUGAUACCACAGAGUUAGAGGAAAAAAUGGAUGUUGAUGAACCAGAAAUAGCAAGGGAAGAAGGGGAUGUGUCAGGAAUUUACGAAGGCAGUAAACGGUCUUCAGUAUCUUUUGCAAACACAGAGGCCAAUGAAACUGUGCUACCAGAGGAACCAGUUGAUACUGCUCUUGAGAAUUACGAACGGCCAGUGGAAGAGGAAGAGCCAUUCUUAGCUGAUGGUGUGGAGGAUAUUUAUCCAAACCGAGAUGAGCUUGAGGAUAAUGAACUAGAACAAGAAUUAACAGCCUCCCAAACAAAUGAAGAGCAGCAAAGCUCUGAAACAAGUGAACAGUUUGAAAAUCGACGGUGGACAAAACGCACCCAACAGCUUCUGCACACACUCAAGAGAGAGUUCCAGAAAAAAGACUCUGUAGGUUUUGGUAGCUUGGUACACAAGAGCAGUCGGAAACAAGUAGCUUACAAAUUCUACAGCUGCUUACUGCUCAGCAAGGAAUCCAGCAUCAAUGUUCGUCAGAAAAAACCAUUUGGAGACAUUUCAAUUUCGAAAGGACAAAAUUUUGAUUCGGUAUGUUAACAUGCCUCUCUUAGUUUUAGUACAGUUACUGUAGUUUACAUUGUUUUUAGUCCAAUAUUUUACUGUAGGUUCUUAUUUUGUACAGUUUACUUUUUAAAGUUUAUUUUACGUGGCUUGUUAUUGGCCUCUACAUGUAAGUUGUGGGGUAAGUUAAUAUUGAAGUGUUGAGGUCAGGUGGCCUAAGAUAUCCAGACAGUACUUUGGUCCUCAAAUUAUUGUAUGUUCCACAAGACUGUUGUUGAAAUAAAAAAAAUGUUGUGGUACUUCUUUGGCAGCAGAUAACCUUUUGCCUUAUUAGCUGGAAGCUUCUUGCAGCAUUUGGCAAUUGAACUGUUUUUACUUACUUUAUAGUUCAAAUGCACAUUCAUUUUACAAAGUGAUAGCCUGUUAAUGUUGUGGUUAUACUUGACUGUGUAGGCAUUUGUUUUUUUCCUUACAUGUACAUGCAUUGGAACAGUUUUAACAUCUAUUGUAAAUAUUUGUAUAUGUGUAUGUACACAUACCAAUAUGCCACAUUUAAAUCAGUUUUGCCAUGAUAAUUAUUUUAAUUAUGUGAAUUACUGUUUCUCAUACAUGUGUAAAAACAGAAAAGAUUUAUAAACUUGAAAGCACUCUCUGCAUCAUCUCAUUAAUUGAAUAGUUGUUUUAUUACUUUGUUUUAGCUGAAAUGCUUUGAGAAAAAAUAUGCUGGUUAAAUUUGGAUAAUUGGUUGAAAUCAUUACUUUUGUAAACUUGUAGACCGAUAAACAGCAGGAAAACAACAUACAUCAACAUGUACUCUAAUGUCUUAUUUUCUCCGGAAAUUUCAAAAUGUUGUCAUUGGAAUCACAAACAUUGCCAAAACAUUGCUUGGAAAGAAAAUGUCUUCAAACAUGUGAUCUGGGAUAAGGAUUAAAUUUGGAAUGCAUGCUUUGAAUGAAAAUUUGAGAAUGGCAACACCUAACAGUGCCACCCUUGCAUUGAAUAUUCUACAACAGAGCUUCACUUUAUCUAUUUCUGUGCCCCAUUCAGUGAAAAAUAAAGGACAUUAACUGUAUAGCAUAACACAACAGUAAACUAACUGUACAUUGGGUACCAAGAAGAGUUUUAUUGUUUGCUUCCCUGUGAGGAAAGAGCUUUUUUAAUAUUGUUCAGGUUCACUGUAGGGCAGAUACCUUUAUUGAUAGACAAACAGCUGAAAGUUACUCAUUAAACGUUAUAAUAAUUAUUAUUAUAGAUAUUGACAAACCACAGCUAUGUUAAAAUCAGCUGUCUUAAUUUUAGAAAUACUCUCGUACAUAAGCAUUUUUAGCUCCAUUUAUAUUCAAAAGUUCCUUAAUGAUGAGGUCUCUUUACAUGAUAAACAAUACUUUGAAGAUUGCACUUGGUAGCUUUAAUCAAUUUGAGGUGAUAAAUAAAUUCAAUUUUCCAUUUGUGUCUCCA
This is a messenger RNA of Orbicella faveolata, 3484 nucleotides long. RefSeq names its product double-strand-break repair protein rad21 homolog. The record is from RefSeq and is a predicted model, not a curated record. Gene Ontology annotation, molecular function: protein binding; chromatin binding. Gene Ontology annotation, cellular component: cohesin complex. Gene Ontology annotation, biological process: replication-born double-strand break repair via sister chromatid exchange; sister chromatid cohesion. Lineage: Eukaryota; Metazoa; Cnidaria; Anthozoa; Scleractinia; Merulinidae.